AUGUUGCAGUUUUAUACAAUAAGGAGAGAUAUUCAAUUUUCUCGACAAACGGCGUUUAAAUCGUUGGAAAAUCUGAAUAAAACUCGAUUGAAAAAUUAUUUCUUGUUAACGAAAGAGGAACAGGAAGAAGAAAUGAAUAAAAUCUAUUAUAAACAUGUGUAUUAUCUUCUGUUAAUUUCAUCGCAAACGAUAUCGUUUAUUCCAUUUGAUUCGUUGGACGAUCAACUAUUUAUUGAAGAUUAUCUUGACCUUUUCGAGAUCUUUAUUCGAAGAAUUGAUCAACGAAUGCCGAAGAAAUCCGAUGUGCAGUGUACUUUGGGUGUUAUUGGCGAACGAAUUCUAACUUUCCUUUGGAAUUUAACUGAUCGGAUAAUUCUCAUUCCGAUUCUACUUCGAACAAAUCUUGCAGAAAAUACUUUGAAAUGGAUUCAGCAAUCGGAUUCAUUAACCGAGAAAAGUCGAAGAGCGUUUCCAAGUAUUCUUCAAAAUAUCGCUCGACAUGAUCAAGGUGCUGAAAAAUUAAAUCAAUUUGAUGCGAUUGAGAUUCUCAAAGCGUAUCAACAAAACGACAUCUCUCAUGAAAUUCAAAUUUCUACUAUAGAACGUCUGUGCUCCGAUCGGAAUCUUAUAGAGAAACCUCGAGAAGAGUGGAAGUCGAAAAUUAUUGAUUUCGAUGACGAUCGCAUUACUAUCAACACCUGA
Adineta ricciae is the source of this 702-nucleotide messenger RNA. Lineage: Eukaryota; Metazoa; Rotifera; Eurotatoria; Adinetida; Adinetidae. The record is from the annotation of a GenBank genome assembly.